Melitaea cinxia (Glanville fritillary) is the source of this 1121-nucleotide messenger RNA. RefSeq names its product 7-methylguanosine phosphate-specific 5'-nucleotidase (gene cN-IIIB). Gene Ontology annotation, molecular function: magnesium ion binding; 5'-nucleotidase activity. Gene Ontology annotation, cellular component: cytoplasm. Lineage: Eukaryota; Metazoa; Arthropoda; Insecta; Lepidoptera; Nymphalidae. The transcript has 6 exons. The record is from RefSeq and is a predicted model, not a curated record. Bases 234 to 1121 code for a protein of 295 amino acids.
GCCAUCGAUUUUAAUUAACAAAAAUGUAACAAUCUGUGCAGUUGCUUAUGGUACUCUACUACUCUGUACACAAACACGUCAAUUGCACGUCAACGUCAAGGGCGAAUGCUGAUUGCUGUUUAAUUUUUACAUUUUAUUUUAAGUAGCUAACGAAAAUAACGAAGUAUCUUUUCUUAAUAGUUUCUAUCGACCAGACUCUGGGUAAAGUACCUAAGCUAUUUAUACAGCGUGCGAUGAAGAUGCUAGCAAGUCUGAGUGAUAUACCCGAGCUUCAGAGAUUAAACGUAUACAUUAAUAAUAAAGAGGAAUUAUUAAGAAAAAUAAAUCGAAUUGUAUCAGAUGGACCCAAAAAGCUCCAAAUAGUGACAGAUUUCGAUCACACCUUAACCAGACAUUAUAUGGAUAACGGGAGUACUGUGUUGACAAGCUAUGGUAUGUUCAAAGAAUGUCCAUCAGUACCGCAACAUUACAAAGAUGAAGAGAACAGGUUAGCAGAAAAAUAUAAACCAAUAGAAGUUGACCACUUGAUGAGCGUUGAGGAGAAAAUUAAACACAUGAUUGAUUGGUAUGAGGCCGGACACAAGUUACUGAAAGGCAUGAAGUUUCCACAAGAGGAGCUAAGGGCAGUUAGUCAAAGUAUGAAGGAGUGCUUUAGGGUAGGUGUGAAGGAACUAAUAACAUGGAGUGAAGUGCACCAGGUGCCUGUGCUAGUGUUCUCUGCAGGCCUCGGGGAGUGUGUCGUGUCAGCAAUGAAGGCUGCCGAUCUGCUUUUACCUCAUGUUAAGGUUGUGUCAAACUUUCUAGAGUAUGAUGAUGCAGGAUUAAUAGUUGGAGUCAAAGGAGAGGUAAUUCACACGCAUAAUAAAAAUGAAACCGCGAUUAAGAAUACUGAGUAUUAUGAGAUGGUCAAAGAAAGAAACAAUGUUCUACUGAUGGGGGACAAUAUCGGUGAUGCGGGGAUGGCAGAAGGUAUGGAACAUUGCGAUGUCGUCAUCAAAAUAGGAUUCCUAGGACGUAAUACUGAAGGUAAUCUGCAAAACUACAUCACAUCAUUUGAUAUAGUACUCCUCAAUGACCACACAAUGGACGUUGCAAAUUCAAUUUUGAAACAUGUGUUGUAA